AUGGCAGAGAAGCCGUCGGUGUUGAUCAUCGGCGGUCUCGGGUACAUUGGCCGAUGGCUGGCCUACUACAUCCACAAAAACGACCUUGCGUCUGAGGUGCGCAUUGUCGACAAGGUGCUGCCGCAGCUGGCCUGGCUGCCGCCUGAGUUCGAGGAGGCCUGCUCUGGCUCCAAGUUUGUGCAGGCUGAUGCCAGCCGGGAGCAAUCCCUCCCCCGGAUAUUCGACCGGCCCGACGGCAAGACAUGGGAUUACGUGUUCAACUGCGGCGGCGAGACGCGUUACUCGCAGGAAGAUGAGGUGUACCGGCUGCGGUCGUUGGGCCUGUCUCUUAACAUUGGCCGUGAGGCCGCUAAACGUGGCGUCAAGUGUUUCGUCGAGCUAAGCACUGGCAUGGUGUAUAAGCCCGACUCGCAGCCAAGCAAGGAGGGCGAUAAACUCAAGCCGUGGAGCAAGAUUGCCGUGUUCAAGCUGCAGGCCGAGGAGGAGCUGAGCAAGAUCGAGGGGCUCAACCUCGUCAUCGUCCGCCUCCCGCACGUCUACGGGCCGUACGCCUCGCAAUGGGUUGCCACCGCUCUCUGCAUGGCCCGCGUCUACAAGGCCCUUGAAUCCGAAAUGAAGUGGCUGUGGACCAAGGAUUUGCGCACCAACACCGCACACAUCCACGACGUGGUGCGCGCGCUGUGGGCCGUGGCCGACUGGUACGACGCCAAGGGCAAGGCCAACUGGGAUGAGUCUUCGAUGGGCAAGAUUCCCAUCUUCAAUGUUGUCGACCACGGCUGCACGACGCAGGGCACCCUGGCCGACAUCAUCGGCGAAAUCUUCGGGAUUGAGACCGGAUUUCAGGGUCAGUUGAUCAGCACGUUUGCUAAGCUCAACCUGGACAGUGUCGUGGAUGAUGUCAAUGAUGAGUUGUUGGGCCCAUGGUCGGAUCUGCUCGAGGAGGCGGGCAUCACGAAGCCGGGCCCGCUGACGCCGUUUAUGGAGAAGGAGUUGUUGAAGGACACCGAUCUGAGUAUGGACGGGUCAAGGCUCGAGCAGGUGGUGGGCUUUGAGUAUGAGAGGCCGCAGAUGACGAAGGAGCUGAUCGAGGAGGUGAUUGAGAGUUAUAAGAAGAUGAACUGGUGGCCGUAA
Molecule: messenger RNA, 1131 nt
Organism: Thermochaetoides thermophila DSM 1495
Lineage: Eukaryota; Fungi; Ascomycota; Sordariomycetes; Sordariales; Chaetomiaceae
Exons: 3
Coding region: 1-1131 (376 amino acids)
Source: RefSeq, a predicted model, not a curated record